AUGGCUGGUUUUGUCUUGACGCAGUCCUUCUUUCCACAGGGAAGUUCUGAACUAUCCUCUGGGGAAAAGGCCUCUGCAACUGCACCCCAUGAGACGCCAGGGAGUGCUGAAAGCCCCCUAGAUGCGAUUUGCCUCAGUGAAUCUGAUAAGAUGGCAGUUCUGACUCUGAUCAGAGACGAGAUCAUCUCCAAAGAGAUUGAAGCAAACGAUUGGAAGUGGAAAUAUGAAGGAAGCCGGCAAGAGGUUCUGGAAAUGAGGAAGAUUGUGGCUGAAUACGAGAAGACCAUUGCCCAGAUGAUAGAGGAUGAACAGAGGACAAACAUGGCAUCCCAGAAGAGUCUUCAGCAACUGACGAUGGAGAAGGAGCAGGCUCUGUCUGACCUGAAUUCUGUGGAACGGUCCCUUUCCGACCUGUUCAGGAGAUAUGAGAACCUGAAGGGGAUCCUGGAAGGCUUUAAGAAGAAUGAGGAUGCGUUGAAGAAGUGUGCUCAGGAUUAUCUCACUCGGGUCAAGCAAGAAGAGCAGCGGUACCAGGCCUUGAAAAUCCAUGCUGAAGAGAAGUUGGACAAAGCCAAUGAAGAAAUUGCUCAGGUGCGCAACAAGGCCAAAGCGGAGAGUGCAGCUCUUCACGCUGGGCUCCGAAAAGAACAAAUGAAGGUGGAGUCUUUGGAGAGGGCCUCCAGCAAAAGGUGA
Messenger RNA from Podarcis muralis (Common wall lizard), 693 nucleotides. The record is from RefSeq and is a predicted model, not a curated record. NCBI's taxonomy places the organism in Eukaryota, Metazoa, Chordata, Lepidosauria, Squamata, Lacertidae.